This is a messenger RNA of Centropristis striata (black sea bass), 2794 nucleotides long. Its product is annotated as reticulon-4-interacting protein 1 homolog, mitochondrial-like. Gene Ontology annotation, cellular component: mitochondrion. NCBI's taxonomy places the organism in Eukaryota, Metazoa, Chordata, Actinopteri, Perciformes, Serranidae. The transcript is spliced from 9 exons. The record is from RefSeq and is a predicted model, not a curated record. Gene Ontology annotation, molecular function: oxidoreductase activity; zinc ion binding. The coding region runs from base 360 to 1667 and encodes 435 amino acids.
UUGGUCAGAAUAUUUAGCUCCAGGAUUCUGAUUGGCCCUCGCUCUAAGUUCAGAGGUUAGCUUGUUAUGUAGCCAGCUAGCCGCAGAUGGGUGUGUUACCUGCUGAUUUUAUAACACUAGUUCUUACUUCAGCUUAAAGUGACACUCGAUAAUAUAUUUGGCGUGCUCCAGGACGUUGUCGCUUCUUUAUUUGACCUGUUCUGUACAUUUGUUCGUGUGUUUUGAGCGCAGACAUGCUAAUAUUAGCCGUGUAGCUACCUAGCGAGCUAACUAGCUAAGUGAGGGACAAGUGUUCUUCCUAAUGACUUCUUGCAUGAAAAGCUGACCUUGUUAGCUCGGACAGGUAAAAGGCGACUUGAAUGGGUUCCGUCAGAGCUAUGACGUCAUUCAGGCUGCUGAGUUUGUUUACCAGUAAAGCAGUAGACUGGAGCCAAACAUUAGCCAGAGCAGGCUGGAGUGUGUGUGGCAGGAGGAAUGUGUGCAGCUCACCUUCCAGGCUGCAGGGCUGCAUGGCAGCCUGGGUCAUCCACCAGUAUGGAGCCAGUGGAGUCCUGAAGCUCUCAGAGGAGACCCCCCUCCCCAUAGUCCGCUCCCCCACUGAGGUGAUGGUUAAAGUCCAUGCGGCCAGCCUCAACCCUCUGGACAUAUCUAUGAGGGGUGGUUAUGGAGCUAAACUGCUUAAGUUAAGAAGGGAUCCACUGUCUGUGCUGAGCAGUGACAGUGAGAGCGAGUUCCCUCUGAUUCUGGGUCGGGAUGUGUCCGGUGUGGUGGUGGACUGUGGGUCAGAGGUCACGCAUGUUCUUCCUGGAGACGAGGUGUGGGCUGCUGUUCCUCCGUGGAAACAAGGCAGUCUGGCAGAAUAUGUGACUCUCACAGAGUACGAGGUUUCCCAUAAGCCAAAGCUACUGAGUCACACAGAGGCAGCAUCCAUCCCGUAUGUAGCCAACACGGCUCUGUCUGCACUCGUCAAUGCAGGAGGUCUUUGCAGAGACAGCUCUUCAAAUAAAAGAGUUUUGAUCACCGGGGGAUCUGGAGGUGUUGGAACAUUCUCCAUUCAGUUACUGAAGGCCUGGGGCGCCCACGUUACUGUUACCUGCUCCCAGAACGCUGAAGGCCUCGUGAGAGGGCUCGGGGCCGACGAGGUGGUGGACUACACAGCUGGAGACGCACCUGAUCAGCUACAGAUGAUGGAGAAGUUUGAUGUGGUUCUGGACAGCGUGGGUGGGGAAACGGAGCAGUGGGCGAUGGAGCUGCUGAAGCCCUGGUCCGGGGCAAAGUACGUCACCCUGGUAACGCCUUUACUCAGCAGCACCGACUCCAUGGGCCUGCUGGACGGGGUCUUCCAGGCUGGAUCCACCCUGCACAACAAGGCCAUACAGAACAUCAUAUCCAACGGGGUGUUCUAUCGGUGGGGGUUCUAUGCUCCAGAUGGUCCUGCUCUGGACGAAGUCAGCCGGCUGGUGGACGCAGGGAAGAUCCUGCCAGUGGUGGAGGCCCAGUUCCCGUUCUCCCAGGUCCCCCAGGCCUUCCAGAAGCUGGAGCAGGGCCACGCCCGAGGGAAGACGGUGGUCCGGGUGGCUGAGGAGGACGACCGGCAGGACGAAGAGUUGGUGCAGAGCGCUGCAGAGGCUGAGGGGGAGGAGCAAGAAACGCUGAAGCAGAACUAGACGGAAAAUUAAGUUUCUCACCUUCACACGGCUCCUCCUGACACCAGAGGACUUUAUUAUUCCUAGAGAGCUCAGCCAGACUACCAGCGUGAGCUGAGCUGGUAAUGGGAGCGUGCCAAAGGCUGCUGGUCCUGUCAAACACCACACUUCCUGUAUUGUCUUCAUGUUUUCACAAGCUGCUUGAGUUACAUUUGGUUCCUGUCAUGUUAAAGUUAUAUGGCUCAUAGUCAGGCGGCUUAGGACCAGAUUUGAGAAGAAAGGGGACACGCCGGACAAAAGCACCACAUUUUUUCCACAUGCUCUCUAUCACCAUAGGUUUCAAUUUUUGGUAGGAGCCACUUCUACAUCACAAAAUGACCAGAAAAGACACAAAAUGACCAAAAAAAGACAGAAAUUGACCAAAUAAAGACACAAAUUGGCCAAUAAGGACACAAAAUGAUCAAAAAAGACACAAAUUGACCAAAAAAAAGACGCAAAAUGACCAGAAAAGACACAAAAUGAAUAAAAUAAGAUACAAAUUGACAAAAAAACAACACAAAUUGACCACAAAAUGAUCCAAAAAAGACACAAAAUGACCAAAAAAAAGACUAAAACACAUUAACACAUGAACACUUUAACACAGUGGAGACAGAGCUGACUUCCAAAAUGAUUUGGCGACCAUCAAGAUUCCGGAACAGAUAUGGCACCCAUAUAAAGUCUAUGAGAACCAGUAUAUCUAUUUGAUCAUCUAGUGAUAUUCUCAGUAGCUUUAAAUUAUUCUUUGACCCAGAAAAUGUAUUUUUUUGACACCAAGAUUGAUCUUUUAAGUGGCUUGGAAGAUAUACUGGUUCUCAUAGACUUUAUAUGGGUGCCAUAUCCGUUCUGGAAUCUUGAUGAAGUGGCUCCUACCAAAAAUUGAAACCUAUGGUCAUAGAGAGCAUGUGGAAAAAAAUUUGGUGCUUUUGUCCGGCGUGUCCCCUUUUUUUCACUAAGCCACCUGACUAUUACUAUAAUUACCAGCCGUCAACUAAUAAAUACCAUUCAGGUCAGUUUCGAGCUGCCACGAAACAGGCUUCUUGGAAAUCUGAAUGCUGCAAUACAUCCAUCGAACCUGGUCUCACAGAAAUCUGUGAAAUAGCCACGGAAUC